AUGUUCCUUCGAAUUCGAAUUGUCCGUCCGAAUGUCCGAUACCGAGCUCGUUUUCAAAAAGCAAUUCCGAAAAACCGCUUCGACGGAAAUCCGCUAGAAUCGCCGCCCGAAAUGAUGGAACGAGAAAAAGAAGCGAGAAAAGACUCAAAAUUUCAAAGAAAAACGAGAAUCGUCGACUCCUUCAUUCCAUUGGAAGGCACUCCUGGAGCACAGAAUCAUCCCCUUUUGCAGAACAUGAUUGACGAAAAACCGAAGGAGGAGUUUUCGGCGAUUGACGAAGAAAGAUCCAGGCAAAUGGAGUUCAGAAAUUCAGAUUACGGCUAUUUGGUGACAACAAACCGCGGUCGCGCAGAAAACUUCGACUACAACGGCAACUAUCGAGGAAAUCAGCACAUCCAGAGUAAUCUUUACUGGAAAGAAGCGGCAGAAAUCGAAGAGCAAAUGACGCCAGAGUUGAUUCUUUCAAAUUUUCGACGGCUCCUCAGCUCGCUGGAAAAUGGAGAUUUCGAGACAGAUGAAAAAAGGGUGAUUUUGAAGGCUUGUUUGGAAGAAAUGUGCGAUUCCAUAGGUUCAAGCUCUUCUGAAAACGAAGUGAUUCUCCCGACCGAUUUCGUCAAUCGUCUUCGACUCUCUCUAUCUUCGAUUGGAAUUCAAUUGCAGCCAACUGAAAUCGACGAGAAUUCGAGAAAAUGCGUCGUUUCGAAUGUGAUUUUGGACCACAAGUUUUCGUUGUGCGAGAGAAAAUUGACCGAUUAUUUGAUGAAGAUUUACGAAAUCAUUUCGCUGUCGCAAGUUUCUCAAUUAGACCUCUUAUCAAAGCCCGAUGCAGAAAAUGUAAAAGAGCUCAAUUCCUCGAUGGAAAACUUCCUCAACUUCGCCGAUUCCAUUUCGCAAGUAGACGUCAUCAUCGACCUUCAAAACUUUGCGCAUCGCGUUUUGAAAAGUCCCCCGAAUCGGCCGUAUCAUUGCUCGACUUUUCCGAAGCACUUUCUUCUUCAUCUCUUUUCCAGCGAGCAGGAAUUCUAUCAAGGAGAAGCGGAGCUAUUCUACGAAGCGUUAGGGAAAGGAUUCGAAGUUGUGAUGAAUCAUGCGAGACAGAAGUUCAAGAGUAAAGAGGAAAGGAAAGAAUUGAAGGUUUUGGUGUUGACUCCUGAAGGCGCAAAUAUCUCCUCUCUUAUUCAAAGCUUCUCUACAGACCCAGAUGUGGACAUUACCUGUUUCAAAACUCCAAAGCUCCGAAAAACCUCCAAAAAUCGCAUUCGAAAGGGCCAAACUGAGAAAACCCAAGAAUCGUCUUCCCUGAUUCUCCAUUUCGAUGAUUUUUUCGCGCUCUUGGCGGCCUCACUUUUUGAAAACGCACUAUUGAUUUCCGAAGACAAGUUUCAAAACAUCUUCCCGUAUCAUCUGAAGCGCGGCUAUUUGGAGCCAUACUCUGCGUUCAUGAGUUCCGCCAGGGCGAAAAGGGACGAAGCGGAAAAAAUCGAAAACGCGAGAGACGAGUGGAGAAGAAUGUUGAGCCCAAAGUUCCGGGAAAAAGUCCUCUUUCAUUUGAUUGACAGAUAUAAGGGCAUCCGCCUCGAUUACUUUAAAAACGAGCUGGAUGUUCGACCCCAGUUUGUUGACGAUUUCUGCUUUUUACCCUACCAAACUGUGAAUAAAGAUGGAAAAGCUAUCACUAAGUGGCUUUUCUUUUCGAUACAGCGAUUGUCGACAAAAGAAGGCGAAAGAAUUGUAAAUUUGGCAAAGAAAAUCGCUGAAAAAUGUCCUCGAACUCAAACUAUCAUGAAAGACUACAGCAUCAAUCUUCCUUCUUCAGAAAAUCUGCAAAUAAUCAACGAUUUGGACCAUCAAUGA
Molecule: messenger RNA, 1854 nt
Organism: Oikopleura dioica
Lineage: Eukaryota; Metazoa; Chordata; Appendicularia; Copelata; Oikopleuridae
Source: the annotation of a GenBank genome assembly